CAAAGACUCGGUUUUAUCCUGACGGCGCAAUCUCAGUUAGCGACUAUGGGCUCAUCAGCCAUCACUAGACACUAAGCAGACUUACUAGAGAGGCAUUGAGUCUCGGCCAAAUUCCAGACACACAGACCCCCGUAUUUAAUCCCUCACACAGGUUCUGACCUCCCAUCUCACUCACACUUAUUUCGUGCCUGGGUGUCCUCUACACCACCACCCGCUCCAGUGGUGCUACAGCUCAACGGCCACGGGAAUAGUGGUAGCAACGGCCAAAGCUACCUUUCUCAUGUGGCUGAAAUGGACCGCGCUGCAGAGCAAAGGGCCCGAGCAGUGGAGCAAAUGGAAUGGCCUGUAGAGCAACGGGGGGGAGCUGUGGAGCAAAUGGACUGGGCUGUCGAGCAAAGAGCGCGAGCUGCAGAGCAACGGGCGGGAGCAGUGGAGCGAAUUGGGCCGGCUGAGCUUCGGCUAGGUGAAGAGAGAAGGAGAGAGCAGAAGCGAGCAAAACGGGCUCGGAGAGCGGCUCAGCGUGCCGAAAAGGCCACAAAACAUAGAGCGAACUCUCAAGGCGGAGGGGCCUUCGGUGCUGUCGGAGGAAUGGUGGAUGCUUCUGGAGCUCUUGCAUUCUACCCACUGAUGGCCGGAGCACCUGAAUCUCCGAUGGCAUCAAAUCCAUUCAUGCCACACCCACCCGCUUCAUUUGCUGCACCGGGGACUCAAAUGGUACCCCAGACUCCACCCAUGCAGUUUCAUGGCCCAUACCUUCAAGGAUCGGGAAUUCCAGUCGCGGCAGCACCGGUUCAAUACUGCCCGGCUGCUCCAGAGCCCAAACCCACACGGAACGGGCCUCAGUAUGGAUCCACUCCCGUCGACAGUAAGUGGGUAUCAGAGCCUAAGUUCACACGGAGUGGGACACAAUAUGGAUCUUUAGUCGGCCAAUUUGUGCCAGAGCCAGGACCUCGACCGUUACAGAAUUUUAUCCAGUCUGGGCAAGUUCCGAGUCAACCCACAAGCAGAAACAGCACAGGGAAUUCAAUGGCACUCCAACUUCCUUCCCUCCCGAUGCCCCCUGGAACACAACAUGGACAACUAGCGCAGCAGGGGUCGCAUAGUACCACGGUGCGAAGCAAGGGACCGCCGGUCCUGAGGGUUGUAGUGAGUCAAGGGCCAAGUGGCCUCCCUACAAAGCCGACUUCCCCGACUUUGCUGGGUCAUGACCACUUGCCACGACUUUCAUUACCCGCACGUCCGGUGUCCAAAGAUGAGAGAAAAUCUAUGGUCUCCCGUCUUCGGGAGUACCAUGCUGCGGAAUCCGAGUCUGGAUACUCGCCAGUCUUCCACGGGCAGGUGUUCAUCCAGGACAUGGUACAGGCUUUCCGGUAUGCUUUACGGGCCGAGGAGAUUUCCCUCGCAACCCCUGGAGCCGGAAAGCCGGAACUCGUGUUCUGGACUGAUGCCUCCGCCGCUAACCCGUGUUGCCGCCACGCAGGUGUUGGCCUGACGAGCCAAUGCAACGUCAUAGGCAUAGAGUGCAUUGAAAACGCACUCGCGGUCACCGGCCUGCCCUCAGUCUCCUUUGCGGAAUUGUUUGCGGUGGCCUGUGCCCUCGAGGCUGCGGCAGAGCAUAUCCAGAAAUGGAUGAAAGCCAGAGAUCUCGUGGCACGGAAUGAUUUGCCUGAAGUGACUGUUUUCACUGACUCGCAGGAUGUCCUCCGUAUGUGCAUGAUGCCGGAUCCUCGGCACCGCACCGAACCUACCAUGCUCAAACUCGCAGCCCAUUCAACCUGGCUUCAUCGAACCGGUGUGAGCAUGCAGUUACAUUGGGUUCCAGGCCACGCUGGCAUCAAAGGCAAUGAACGAGCAGAUUCUCUUGCCGGACAGGCGAGAAGCUAUGCGCAGUUCAUCGCCAAGAGGAAUAAUUUGUCUUCUGCCCAGAUCAAGGCCCGCGGACUCUUCCAGUAUGAGCUGCCUCCUGGUUUUGAUGUGUCGCAUUGGAAUCCGCGCCAGUCAAUCCAGUCAGAAGCUGCUGGGGCGACAACCUCGAAAGGAAAAGAGAGAGCCGUCACCGCGAAUAAUUCACUUGCUGGUUCUAUCGUGCAGCUUCGCCGAUCUAAACUGCAUGACAAUUGUCCAAAGGCAGCAACAGAUGGCCAUUCAGUGUCGAAGCCGGAUUGGGCUGGGGAAGUUGUUGACUUAACAGAAGACUCUGAUCCAGAGUAUUUGCGGGACGACUCGAUGCCAAGAAUCAUUGGACAGAGCGCCGACUCUACGGCUCCGGUACAUCCGACGAACCAAAUGGCCAACGCGAUGGAUGGACAGGGAGGAUCAGUAGCCACAGCACCUCGUGGAAAUGACCUCCUCUCAUCAGACCCGCAGGAAGCGAUUAACUCACUCCUGGAUGGCAUUCACAAUCCUCCCUCCCGCCACCGCCAACAAUUCAUGGUCCCUGUAUCCUCCGAUACGCAUAUGGAAGACGGGGAGAUCUGCGAGUCUCCUCGUAUCCACGCACCGCAUCGGCAAGCCUCAUCACAACAGGGACCAAUCUUCAAGGCCGAUGAUUUUGCAAGAGAAACCGCAACUACUCUUUCAACCACGAACACGAGCAUGCCACCAAUGACCACGGGUUCAUCGACGCGAACUGGUACGGAUUGCGACACCCCCCACUCCGAAGUCGACUGGGACGCCCUGAUCUCCGCCCUCGAUAACUCCACCGCCGCAUCUACCGCCAGCAGCCACGAUGACGCAGGCACGGGAGCGUCUGACCAAGCGCCAUCGGGACGACGCUUCGUGACUCCAGCACAUCGUGGGAAUCGGGGCCAUCGGGAGCUUCGGAAGGGGAGAUGGAAUAAGGAGCGGAACCGGUUGUAUCGGGAAGAGAGUUUGGGGAUGGAGGAAGGGUGGCGGAGUUCAAUUGAAGAUGGGGUAGCAUUGAGGAUGGGCCCGGAUUGA
This is a messenger RNA of Eremomyces bilateralis CBS 781.70, 2940 nucleotides long. RefSeq lists its product as uncharacterized. Gene Ontology annotation, molecular function: nucleic acid binding; RNA-DNA hybrid ribonuclease activity. NCBI's taxonomy places the organism in Eukaryota, Fungi, Ascomycota, Dothideomycetes, Eremomycetales, Eremomycetaceae. The coding region runs from base 292 to 2940 and encodes 882 amino acids. The transcript has a single exon. The record is from RefSeq and is a predicted model, not a curated record.